AUGUUAAGUUCAGAGGUUGCAGAAGAUGUUUGUGUUUCAUUGUCUCAUAGUGAUGAAGGUGUUGCAAUGGAUUUGAUAAACUUUGAGGAAGGGGCUGGUGUUGAUAUUGUUGAAUUAUGUCCAUAUGAAGAUGGAGUGGGGAUGGAUAGUGUUGGAGGUGAUGGAGGUAAUAUGGUGAAUCUUAACAUAAUUAAAAUAGACCCCCCACCAGAAGUGGGAAUGAUAUUUGAUUCAUGGGAAAAAGCUAAUAUGUACUAUAAUGCAUUUGGCAAGCAGGAAGGGUUUGGUGUGGUUCUUGGCCAAAGUGCAUACAAAACUCUAAAAGAUGGUCGCAAGGUUAAAAGUGCUGUUACAUGGAAAUGUGAGUGUGUAGGUUUUCCAGACACCCGAAGGAGGGUUGGUGGGAAAAGAUUAUCUAAGGAGUUGGAAGGGGAGCCGGUUGCAACAAAGAAGUCGAAAAAAUGUGGUUGCGAAGCCGGGAUGUAUGCUUGUUUAAGGGAUCAUGGUAAGUGGGAGAUAGUAAGAGUGGAGUUGAAGCAUAAACCCCAUCAAGUAUCACCUUCAAAAUCAUUGCUAGUGACAAAAUACAGGUUGAAGGAGUUGGAAAAGAUGUCGUAUGUGAGGCGUAAACUGCAUUUUAGAGACGAUAUGGUGCUCCCCGCUGCUACUAUGCACAAGUGGUUGGCUUGUGAGAGGAAUGGGGUUGAGAAUAUGCCCUUUACUAAGAAGGAUGUGAAUAAUUUGAUGUCAAGGGUGAAGAAGCUAAAAUUGAAGGAUGGGGACAGCAAUGCUAUGAUGAAUUAUUUCCUAAUGAUGCAAAAGAAUAAUAAAAACUUCUACCGCAUACAUCGUUUGGAUGCAAAUGGGGUAUUGCAAGAUGUGUUUUGGGUUGAUGCGCGUAGCAGAGCUGCAUAUGAGGAUUUCGGUGAUGUAGUGUGCUUUGAUACGACUUUUUUGUUGAAUAAGUACGACUUGCCCUUUGCAAAUAUCGUUGGAGUAAUUCACCAUGGAUAA
Chenopodium quinoa (quinoa) is the source of this 1014-nucleotide messenger RNA. RefSeq names its product protein FAR1-RELATED SEQUENCE 8-like. The coding region runs from base 1 to 1014 and encodes 337 amino acids. The record is from RefSeq and is a predicted model, not a curated record. The transcript has a single exon. Lineage: Eukaryota; Viridiplantae; Streptophyta; Magnoliopsida; Caryophyllales; Amaranthaceae.